Anas platyrhynchos (mallard) is the source of this 3883-nucleotide messenger RNA. It is a transcript of the gene IRAK2, whose product is annotated as interleukin 1 receptor associated kinase 2. Lineage: Eukaryota; Metazoa; Chordata; Aves; Anseriformes; Anatidae. The record is from RefSeq and is a predicted model, not a curated record. Gene Ontology annotation, molecular function: ATP binding; protein kinase activity; protein binding. Gene Ontology annotation, cellular component: plasma membrane. Gene Ontology annotation, biological process: signal transduction; protein phosphorylation.
CUCCCGGCACGUCAGCAGCGGGGGCGGGCGGCCGCGGGAGGAAGCGCCCAGAAAAGCCGCCCCCGGCCGCUCCCGGUCCCCCCCCGGCUGCUCCCGGUCCCCUCCCGGUGUCCCCGGUCCCCCCCGGCCGCCGAUGGCGGAGUGCGGCGCGAGGGGCCCUCAGGCCAUGUCCCCGCGGCGGGCGGCCCGGGCCCCGCCGUCGCCCUACGUGCACAGCAUGCCCGCGUGGGUGCUGGAGGACUUCUGCCACAAGAUGGACUGCCUGGGCGACCACGACUGGAUGCGCUUCGCUUCCUACGUGAUCACCGACCAGACGGAGCUACGGAAGAUCAAGUGCAUGGAGAAGACGGGGAUCAGCAUCACCCGCGAGCUGAUGUGGUGGUGGGGCGUGCGGCUGGCCACGGUGCAGCAGCUGCUGGAUCUGCUGCAGGGCCUGCAGCUCUACCGGGCGGCGCAGGUCAUCCUGGACUGGAUAUCACCCUCCGGUACUACCAACUCCGAGAAAGAAGAGCUGAUAGAGCCACCUAAGCAGGAGAACAUAUCUUUAACUCCUACAGAAAGCAAAAAUAAAGAGAGAGAAAAUGAGAUAAGCUUGUUGCCAUCACCAGACUCUUCACAGCUGGGAAUAUCUCCAGCACGUGAUGCUGUUUCUGAAGGAGCCUUGUAUUCACUUCCUUCUCCACCACCUCCCCCAAGAGAUCUUUUGAGAUCCUUACAGUCAAAUCCUCCCGUCUCAUCAAGCGUGAAGCCCUGCAGCUCUUCAAGUCCUCAGCAGGAGACGAUGACUGAUCUCCCCAGCGGGAGUCUGCUGUGGACCCAGAGGGAAGUUACUAAUGCCACAAACGGUUUCAGUGACAAGAGUAGAAUUUGUGAAGGUACUUUUGCAGAUGUCUACAAAGGUCAGAGGCACAACAUGGUAUAUGUCAUCAAAAGAUUGAAAGAGAUGGAAUGCACAAGCCCAAAUUCCACCCAAAGGUUCUUUCAUACAGAAGUACAGAUUUGCUUUCGGUGCUGUCACGUCAACAUUUUGCAGCUGCUGGGUUUCUCAGUAGAAUCUGAUUUGCACUGUCUGAUAUAUCCAUACCUGCCUAAUGGAUCACUACAAAACCAGCUUCAGUGCCAAGAUGAUUCUUCUCCCCUGACCUGGGAGAUGCGAAUUCGUAUUUCCAGAGGACUCAUCCGAGCCGUAGAGUAUUUACACAAUUUUGGAAUUCUGCAUGGCAAUAUCAAGAGCUCAAAUGUCUUGUUGGAUGAAAACUAUACACCAAAGCUUGGACAUUCAGGUCUGCGAUUGUAUUCUGCUGAUAAAAAAUCAGAGUGUACUAUGAUGAAAACCAAAGUCCUACAAGCUUCUCUUACUUAUCUGCCAGAAGAUUUUAUCAGGCACGGGCAGUUAACAGAAAAAGUUGACAUAUUUGCCUGUGGUGUGGUCUUAGCAGAGAUACUGACAGGGAUUAAGGCACUGGAUGAAGGAAGACAUCCUAUUUAUCUGAAAGAUAUGAUUGCAGAUGAAAUUAAAACAGCAAAAGAAGCCUCAUACCCAAAAGUCAAGAAUUUUGAACAGCUAGCUGCCAAGGAAAUAUGCUGUAAAUACCUAGACAGGAAAGCAGGAGACUUGCUGGAAGAGGUUGCUAUUGAUUUUGCCUCAGCCAUCUGCCUUUGUCUGAGAAAGAAGAAUUCCAACAUAGCAGAGGUGCUUGAAAUUAUGGAAACGGCCGAAAAUAAAUUAAGUGAGCAUUACAUCUGUGGAGGCAGUACUUCUGGAUUUUCCACGAACACUCCAGAAGAAACUGAUGACGAGACAACUAAUCUCAGCAUGGACGUGCCUUCUGCGGGGCAGAAUAAAGAGGACAGUGUGCAGCCAACAGUCCUGACAAGUGCCAGCCAGUGCACGCCUUCAGUAGGAGCUGUGUCACUUGACAUUUACUGCGGACCAAUGUCAAGGAUCCCUUGUGAAUCAGAUGAAUCAAUGAAUUUUAUGUGGAAUCCUAAAGACAAAUCGACAGACGAGCUGUCUAACAACAGCUGUAACAAUUCAGAAAAUAUCGCAACCUCUGAUGCCAGGAUAAAGGAGAAAAAAACUGCAAAUGGACUCCGGGAAAGAAGCGUGGCAUGCAUCAGAAGUGAUGACAACUUAGAAAUAGCUUCUGCUGCACAGAGCACCUUUCAACAAAAAAAUGCAGACCUUGAGCCUUCAUGUUCUUCACAAGCAAUAGCCAGAGAGACAUCGUGGAAAAUAAAGAUAAAUGACCAAAAAAAGAAGUUAAUGGAAAAUAUCUUACUGUAUGAAGAAGACAAAUUAAACAGUUCUGAACUUUUCGAAUCUUAAACUGGAUGGAUUUAUUAGCAGUGACCAACUUUGAAGAAGAAACAAGGACUGCCUCUUCAUUACAAAGAUGGUAAAAGUAUACCUUUCAUGUAAGAUUAAGUAGCACGUUUGGAUCGGAAACAUUAGUCCUCUCCAAAGGAAACAAAAGUGAACCCACCGAGAAGAAUACAAAAACAUGUUUUCUAAAGCAGAUCUAAGCACAAAGCUACUCUGUAAACAGAAAAGCCUUCUUUCUUCUUGUUUGCAUUACACAAAGAUACGGCAAACACAAUUGCCAACAUAAUUUAAGGUCCUUUUGCAGUGUAUUUCAGAAAGCAUCCACAUAUGUCUUAUUAAAAAAAUUGGAGCCCUCAAAUUGACAGGGCAAGUAUUGAUCAGCAAUCAUUUCACAAUACUCAUUGUUAUCCCAUUUAUACAGGGUUACAGAAAUCUUUGAAGAGAUUGAAAAAGCUUUCAGUUAUCAAAUGAUCUACUUCAUAUAAUUACAGUUCCACAUACUGAAAAACACUGCAUUAUCAGAGAAGGGAAUAGUUCUCAGAUGUAUUCUGUAUGACCCAAUCUCAAUUUGAAUUGCACUGGAAAUAGUUAUAAGUAAAUAAUUAAAGUUGUGUUAGUCUGCUCUAUGGGCUGCUCUAAUAUAUAUAUGUGACACCAUUGGAAGUCUGAGUUUCACUGUCAGGAGAUAGAAGACAGUGCUUAGUACUUCAUAAGGGUAUUUUUCAAAGUUAUGUUACCUAAGCAUUCUUUAAAACAUUAUUGAGGUUUCUUAUUGUUUCACAAUUGUGAAAUUGUGAAUUGGUGACUUGUGUAUUUUGGAUAAGGAACAAAAUUUUAAUUUAAAAUAUCUUUAUUUUGUCAUAGGUCAGUUGAAGUCUGAUGUAUUUAUUUUGGCAAUGGGUAAAACAACCAGUGAAAGAUGAGCUAGUAAGGGGGCCUAUUCAUGUACCCAUACUCACUAAGUAUUCUCAGAGAAGAAUCAUUUUGUGUCUCUUGGCUUACCCAGCUACUGCAGCCUUGAGGUCAAGCUCAGCGAUCACUCUGAAAAGAGAAGGAAAAACAAAAAAACAGUCUUGUCUGCUGUCAUACUUACUAUCAAGUAAAAAUGCACUGAAGAGACUGUCACUUUAAUGACUGUUCAUUUGUAUUACUGCUUGCAUUUUUACUCUUUAGCAGUCUAGGAAAAUAACAGGUUUAUGAUUAGCAAAAAGAACUAUCAGACCAUAUAGCUCAGCAUACUGACACACAUCGCUGCUGCUGCCUCAGCACAGCCAAUAAGGCCUGGGGUACAGAAAUGUCUUAAAAACUUGUAUCAGAAUUCAUGGAAUAUUUUCUUAAAAAGAAAAAAAAACAAAACAAAACAAAAAAAAAAACACAAGUGUUUUCUUAUCUUUACAUGAAGGUCUCUGAGUAAGGCUUCAUUCUUUCUGUAUUUGUACAGUACCUACUUUGCUGGAGGUACUACUAUGAUAAGAGUGUUUUAACUAACAAUGAGUAUUAGAAUUGUCUACACGUUUAUCAAAUGGAUUUCUACACUAAAAACUACUACAAUCUUUA